This is a messenger RNA of Protobothrops mucrosquamatus (brown spotted pit viper), 903 nucleotides long. It is a transcript of the gene SLC25A35, whose product is annotated as solute carrier family 25 member 35. The record is from RefSeq and is a predicted model, not a curated record. The coding region runs from base 10 to 903 and encodes 297 amino acids. NCBI's taxonomy places the organism in Eukaryota, Metazoa, Chordata, Lepidosauria, Squamata, Viperidae. The transcript is spliced from 5 exons.
CCUCCUAUAAUGGACUUUCUCCUCAGUGGGGUGGCUGCCUGUGGGGCCUGCCUCUUUACCAACCCCCUGGAGGUGGUGAAGACCCGGAUGCAGCUCCAAGGAGAGCUCCGUGCUCCUGGCACCUACACCCGUCAUUACCGUAACGUCUUCCACGCCUUCUACACCAUCGGACGGGUGGACGGGCUGGCAGCCCUGCAGCGAGGGCUUUCCCCCGCCCUCUUCUAUCAGUUUGGCUUCAACGGCAUCCGCUUGGGCACCUAUGGGAUGGCGGAAUCGGAAGGCUACAUCCACAAGCGGGAUGGACGGAUCAGCCCGCUGCGGGCCACCUUGGCAGGAGCUUUGGCUGGUGCCGCAAGUGCCAUUGUGAGCAGCCCUCUGUAUCUGGUGAAGACUCACCUCCAAGCUCAAUCAGCUUCUGAGAUUGCUGUAGGACACCAGUAUCGGCACCAGGGAAUGUUCCAUGCACUGUGUGGGAUUCACAAAGAACACGGUGUGUUGGGGCUGUGGCGUGGAGCCAUUUCUUCCGUGCCCCGAGUCAUGGUGGGUUCAUCCACGCAGCUGUCAACCUUCUCCUUUUCCAAACAAUUCUUCAACCACCUCGAGGUCUUCCCCAAAGAGAGCUGGUUGAUUGCCUUGUGCUCCGGGAUGACCAGCAGCUUCAUGGUGGCCAUCGCCAUGACACCUUUUGAUGUGGCCAGCACCCGCCUCUACAACCAACCGGUUGGACCUGACGGCCAGGGCAUGAUGUACAAAGGACUCUUGGACUGCCUGGCCAAAAUCAUCCAGACCGAGGGCUUCUGGGGCGCCUACAAAGGGGUGGGUGCUUCUUACUUCCGCAUCGGGCCCCACACGAUCCUCAGCCUUCUCUUCUGGGAUCAGAUCCGCCAAGUCAACUUCCGCUAG